AUGGCUGGUCUUUGCCUUCAACAAGGUGAGGUAGCUAUCUCAUUAGGCACAAGUGAUACAGUUCUCGUUUCGGUGUCCCAGUAUACGCCUGCACUAGAAGGACAUAUCUUCCGAAAUCCAGUGGAUUUGAACGCUUUCAUGGGAAUGCUGUGUUUCAAAAAUGGAUCAUUUACAAGAGAUCGCAUUCGCAGAGCGAUCGGUGCAUCCGAUUGGGAAUCGUUUGCGGAAAUUCUUUCAAAAACACCACCUGGAAAUAAUGGAAAUAUUGGUUUUUAUUUUGAUGAUAAUGAAAUCGUACCAAAUGUCUCGCGUGGUGACUAUCGUUUC
Messenger RNA from Anisakis simplex (herring worm), 327 nucleotides. The record is from the annotation of a GenBank genome assembly. NCBI's taxonomy places the organism in Eukaryota, Metazoa, Nematoda, Chromadorea, Rhabditida, Anisakidae.